AAAAAAAUCUGGAACGAUAAAGCCUUGGCGGAGCCCCAUCCCGCUUGUUCGAAGAGAACACUGUAGUUUCUUCUGACUUUUCACAUUUUCCCCGCCGUCCCCUCUAUAUCCUCUCCCUCUCCCUCGGGCAGGACCAAACUCCUUCUCACUCCUCCCCCAACUCCACCACCACAUCGCUGCCACGAUGUAUAUCCGCCAGUCGAAGUUGCGCCAUCUCAAGGCCUACAAGUACAGUUCCGUGGACCACUCACUGGUUUCGAAGUACAUCCUGAAGCCGUUCUAUACCAACUUUUUCAUCCAUGUGUUUCCUAUGUCCAUGGCGCCGAACCUGAUAACCCUAACCGGUUUCUUCUUCGUCGUCGUCAAUUUCCUGACCCUGCUGUGGUACAACCCCACACUCGACCGUGAUUGUCCCGGGUGGGUGUAUGCCAGCUGGGGCAUCGGGCUAUUCCUGUACCAGACGUUCGAUGCGUGCGAUGGGACGCAGGCGCGGCGGACAGGGCAGAGUGGGCCGCUCGGCGAACUCUUUGACCACGGUGUAGACGCGAUCAAUACCACGCUCGGAGUGGUAAUCUUUGCGGGCACGGUGAACCUGGGACAGUCGUGGGCGACGCUGCUCACCGCGUUUGCGAGUCUGGGCGCUUUCUACCUCACUACCUGGGAGGAGUAUCAUACCGGCACGCUGUACUUGGGACUCGUCUCCGGACCCGUCGAGGGUGUGUUGACGCUUGUGGCGAUCUACCUCAUCACGGCGAUCAAGGGUGGGAGCUACUGGCAGCAGGCGCUGGUGCCGACCCUGGGUCUGCCGGCUCCCGCUUGGUUGCCCGAGGAGAUCGUGAAGCUGAGCUUUGCCAACUGGACGCUGGUGUAUGGUGGCGUUAUGCUGGCGUUCAAUGUCUUCCAGAGCUCUCAGAACGUCAUCCGCUCCCGCCGUUCCAAGGACCUACCCGUCCUCCCCGCGCUCGCCGGGCUAGCACCCUUCGCUGUUACCUGGACGUUGCUUCCACUGUGGCUCUCCCAGCGUCCAUCCAUUCUGCAGCAGCACCUGAUCCCGUUCCUCUUCUUCAUCGGGCUCUCCUUCGCGUACCAAGUGGGGCUGAUAAUCACCGCGCACCUGACCAAGUCGGAGUUUCCAUACGCCAACAUCCUCUUGUUGCCGAUGCUGUUCGGCGCCGCGGACGCAUGGGCCCCAAAGUUCGGACUCACGAGUGUACUCGGUGACGGACACUACGAAAUUGCGUACGUCUUUGCGUCCUUGGGGCUGGCAUUGGGUGUACAUGGAAGCUUUGUUGUUGAUGUCGUCACGAAUAUUUGCGAUUACCUCGAUAUCUGGUGUUUGACUAUUAAGCACCCGAAAACAGAGGAGGGGUCCGCGGCGCAGAAGAAGACGGCAUAGAACGGCUCAGAAGGAGGAAGGGGGAGUAAUUUACGACACGAUUUAAUGUGAUACGAUUUUAUGAGGGGAUUUAAUGGUGUUACGGUGCGGAGGGCUGGCUGGUUGCUUGCUUGCUUGCUUGCUUGAUUUGGUUCGGUUCGGUGGGAUGAGGUGGGAUGAGGUUCCUGGUUUUGCACAGCGCGGAGCAUACGGUACUAGUCUACCUAGCGGAGUGAAAUAUACCCCGGAUGAUUUUUCUGUUUAGAAUACCGUGCAGUGUUAGUGAUUGGUGGAGGUCUAGUAAAAACUUGUGCCUGUCAUCCAGUAAUGUAGGGAGGUAAUUCAACGAGGGGCUCCAGAGUCCACGCACACGGUGGAGUCACGGGGGAAUGCUGGGGUACUACAAGCAAGUUUAAUGCUCUUGAUGAUGGUAUCAUACCUGUCAAGUAGGU
Molecule: messenger RNA, 1827 nt
Organism: Tricharina praecox
Lineage: Eukaryota; Fungi; Ascomycota; Pezizomycetes; Pezizales; Pyronemataceae
Product: CDP-alcohol phosphatidyltransferase-domain-containing protein
Exons: 3
Coding region: 185-1396 (403 amino acids)
Biological process (GO): phospholipid biosynthetic process
Cellular component (GO): membrane
Molecular function (GO): phosphotransferase activity, for other substituted phosphate groups
Source: RefSeq, a predicted model, not a curated record